UUACUACUAUUUACACUAACACGUAGAGUGCCUCGAUAGAGGCACUCUACUAACACGUAUCCAACGCCUAGCGAUACCGCCAUUACUAUCAGUAACUGCCCUUGAGUGUGUAUUGCGUUCGUAUUCGUAAAGCGACGAUACUUUUGGAACAUGUGAUAACUGCAGUUGAAAUCUUCCACAAUGUCAAGAUCCAUGUUUGAAGAUGGAUUUGUUGAGCGACAUGACCUGGAACAAUAUUUUUGGACCGAGGAGACGGUAAAACGUUUGAUGAAAGCUCUCGAAAGCUUUUACGAACAAUGCUGCUGCCUUACGACGCCUAGUUUAGCUCAUGCGUGGCAUUUGGAAGGUCGAGAAGAAGUGUUAUUGGAUAUUGACACAAGGUUCGAUUACUUACCCAAGUUUAAAUAUUACGACAUCACUCAUCCAUAUGAGAUGGAAGAUCAAUUUCGUAUCAUCAUAUUUGAUCCGCCUUUUUUUUAUAUACCCAUGAAACAAAUGUUCGAAUCCGUGUGUAAAAUAGUUCAUAAUGAUUUCAACACAAAAAUUAUGAUAGGAUUUUUAAAACGCGAAGAAAAAGAAUUAAUGAAAUAUUUUGAUGUGUUUAAAAUCAAACCGACCAAGUUCUCAUUGAACUAUGCUACGGUCAAGCCUAAUAAAUGGAAAAACUAUUGUUUGUACUCAAAUAUUGACCUCCCUGGAAUCAAACGAAUUUAAAGAGUAUUUCUGUAUUUGUUACAAUUAUAUUCCAAUAACAAAUUGUCUUUUAUUGUUUAAUUGGUUAUCUAUUA
Messenger RNA from Sipha flava (yellow sugarcane aphid), 788 nucleotides. RefSeq lists its product as uncharacterized. NCBI's taxonomy places the organism in Eukaryota, Metazoa, Arthropoda, Insecta, Hemiptera, Aphididae. The coding region runs from base 181 to 714 and encodes 177 amino acids. Gene Ontology annotation, biological process: methylation. Gene Ontology annotation, molecular function: protein-lysine N-methyltransferase activity; nucleic acid binding. The record is from RefSeq and is a predicted model, not a curated record. The transcript has 2 exons.